Messenger RNA from Uloborus diversus, 1612 nucleotides. It is a transcript of the gene Zip99C, whose product is annotated as zinc transporter ZIP13-like. Gene Ontology annotation, molecular function: zinc ion transmembrane transporter activity. Gene Ontology annotation, biological process: intracellular zinc ion homeostasis; zinc ion transmembrane transport. NCBI's taxonomy places the organism in Eukaryota, Metazoa, Arthropoda, Arachnida, Araneae, Uloboridae. The transcript is spliced from 9 exons. The record is from RefSeq and is a predicted model, not a curated record. Gene Ontology annotation, cellular component: membrane. The coding region runs from base 131 to 1258 and encodes 375 amino acids.
AGUGAGAAUGGAAAAGAUGACAUUCCUCUCUUCAAACGUCUUGGAGAAGGAAAGUUGAUAAGUAAACUCUUCAUAUAUGAAAUCUGUACCGAAAAAUACUUCAUUUCAACAUUAACAGGGUACUGUUUGAAUGAUGCGUGAACUUUGCGUAUGGAUCUUCGUUGGAUAUUUCUUUCAGACGGUGACAGCGGAAAUGAGUGCAGAGAAUGUUGUUUCUAAAAAAAGCAUUUCAUCCCAAUGGUAUGAAGACUUUAUCAUAAAUGGAAUAACAGAUAAAUUUUAUCAAACAUGGAUUUUAUCAAUAUUGGCUUCAUGUGUCAUUGGUUUGAGUGGCGUAGUGCCUCUUGUGUUUGUUCCUUUUGAUAGCGGUGCCAAACUCAAUCAAAAAGGAGGAGCGAAAUUUCUAAAAUUACUCCUUAGUUUUGCUGUUGGAGGUUUAUUAGGUGACGUAUUCCUGCAUUUGCUGCCGGAAGCUUGGAAUCACAUUGGGAAUCUGGGUCCUAAACUUCAUUCUGAUCACUUAACUCUUGGAUUAUGGGUUCUUUUAGGCAUGUUUUCAUUUGUGAUCAUAGAAAUCAUGUUCACUGCAUCUCAAAGUAACAGAACCGAAAACGUAACCUCAAAGCCAAAUUUACACUCAGAGACACAAAAUGGAGUUAUUCCUACGAACAGUUUAUGCAAUGGAAAGAGUUCUUACGAUAAAAACUGCACCAGCCAUCAUCAAAAUCAAAUACAUAAUGGAUUUCCUAAAGUUAUUUCGAAUGGUCAAGCACUUCAAGAAAAUAAAGUUGUUCCUGAACCGAUACAUAUUACUGGUUACUUGAAUCUUAUAGCGAACAGCAUAGACAAUUUCACCCAUGGUUUGGCAGUUGCUGGCAGCUUUUUAGUUGGCAAAAAGAUGGGGAUAAUUACAACAUUUGCUAUUCUGAUUCAUGAAAUACCUCAUGAAAUUGGUGAUUUUGCUAUUUUACUAAAAUCUGGAUUUAAUCCUUGGAAUGCGGCCAAAGCUCAGAUUUCAACAGCAGUUAUUGGAAUCCUGGGAGCUGUUGUUGCAUUAUCAGCAGAAUCAACAGAUAAAGUUGGUGAUUGUACAUCUUGGAUACUGCCAUUUACAUCUGGAGGAUUCCUAAACAUAGCUUUAGUAAAUGUCUUACCAGACCUUAUCAAAGAGAAAGAUCCAUGGGAGUCAAUAAAACAAAUGCUAUGUGUUUGUGGAGGAAUAGGAGUUAUGGCACUCGUAAAUGUGAUUGCUCACUAGCUUUCCAAAAGGCAAUAAAAUCUGCUUUUAUAAAAAAAAACAUUCUUAAGACCUCUUAAUGAGUGUCCUUCAAGCUGUAUGAUAGAGUCACGCAUAGGAAUUAGUUUCAGAUGAGCAUCGACUCAAUUUUAUAAAACUGACAAAAAUCUUCAAAAGAUGAACUUAUGUGUGAAACUGAAGCUUUUAUAUACAGUGAAAAUAAGUUGCAGCAGAAUCACCAAAACGUACCCAAAAAUGAGUAGUAAUUGAAGUUGAUACAAGUGAAAUGCUCAACACUUUCUUCUAACCAAACGACUAUUUAUUUUCUAGCAGUUAUAAGUGGUGCAGUUAAAAAUGUAUUUAAAGGAAAAAAUA